Molecule: messenger RNA, 1890 nt
Organism: Arabidopsis thaliana (thale cress)
Lineage: Eukaryota; Viridiplantae; Streptophyta; Magnoliopsida; Brassicales; Brassicaceae
Gene: IPP2
Product: isopentenyl pyrophosphate:dimethylallyl pyrophosphate isomerase 2
Exons: 6
Coding region: 859-1713 (284 amino acids)
Biological process (GO): chlorophyll biosynthetic process; dimethylallyl diphosphate biosynthetic process; isoprenoid biosynthetic process
Cellular component (GO): cytosol; chloroplast
Molecular function (GO): isopentenyl-diphosphate delta-isomerase activity
Source: RefSeq, marked reviewed
AAAUCAUCCGGACCUAAGGUUUCCGCUGUUUAUGUUCGAACAGAAACAGAGUACUUCAUUUCAAACAAUAAGAACUAAUCUUGAUGAUCUAAAACUUGUCUGAAAAAAGAAAUAGAGGUUGUUGAUUUAACAUGACUACAAAGCUAUUUAAGAUUCGCUAAACCAGAUGACAUCAACAACAUGAUAGAUUUUGGGGUAAGAAGUAGCACAUUACACUCUUUAACAUCAAAAGAUAACAAAUUUUAUAAAAUUCAAACAUAGAGUUACUUCUUCAAGCUUCCCCUGAUACCAGGUUUAGGUUUCGAUUCAGCUACUGGUGCUAAAACAGCAUGGAGAUUCACGAGCUUUGAUUCCUCAUAAAUGAUAUUAGGAUGCUUCGAUUCGUGAUGGAUCUGCAUCGUCUUAAGACCUGGAGCCGUAAUUUUGCAAUGAGGACACUCGUACUUAGCGUGGCCUCCUUUCUCUUUUCCGGUCCGAUCAGCGAUUCCAGCUUUUCCUCCGCCUCGAUUAGUCAACGCAGCAUCGAUCUUCGCUUGAAUCUCCUUCGCUGUAUGCUUCUUUGGCUUGGCCUUACCAGUCAUCUUCAAUGGCGGCUAAAAGGGAUGAAUUUGCCAGGAAGGGAGAAGCCCUAACCCUAACCCUAAUUUGUGCUCUACUCUUCUGAUUUAGGACGCGAGAGCCGAUAUGAAUAUAUAUACUAAUUUUAUUUUUAAAAAUGGAAAUAAUCUUAUCUGAUUUUGUUUUUUGGGGUGUUAUAGUGUGUGGAGAGGUGCAUGGUAAUGACUGUGGACCUAAAUAAAAUAAAACGCAGUAGGCAGAAACGCAUCAGUCAUCACCACAUGCGACACACCAACACCAAUGUCUGCUUCUUCUUUAUUUAAUCUCCCAUUGAUUCGCCUCAGAUCUCUCGCUCUUUCGUCUUCUUUUUCUUCUUUCCGAUUUGCCCAUCGUCCUCUGUCAUCGAUUUCACCGAGAAAGUUACCGAAUUUUCGUGCUUUCUCUGGUACCGCUAUGACAGAUACUAAAGAUGCUGGUAUGGAUGCUGUUCAGAGACGUCUCAUGUUUGAGGAUGAAUGCAUUCUUGUUGAUGAAACUGAUCGUGUUGUGGGGCAUGACAGCAAGUAUAAUUGUCAUCUGAUGGAAAAUAUUGAAGCCAAGAAUUUGCUGCACAGGGCUUUUAGUGUAUUUUUAUUCAACUCGAAGUAUGAGUUGCUUCUCCAGCAAAGGUCAAACACAAAGGUUACGUUCCCUCUAGUGUGGACUAACACUUGUUGCAGCCAUCCUCUUUACCGUGAAUCAGAGCUUAUCCAGGACAAUGCACUAGGUGUGAGGAAUGCUGCACAAAGAAAGCUUCUCGAUGAGCUUGGUAUUGUAGCUGAAGAUGUACCAGUCGAUGAGUUCACUCCCUUGGGACGUAUGCUGUACAAGGCUCCUUCUGAUGGCAAAUGGGGAGAGCAUGAACUUGAUUACUUGCUCUUCAUCGUGCGAGACGUGAAGGUUCAACCAAACCCAGAUGAAGUAGCUGAGAUCAAGUAUGUGAGCCGGGAAGAGCUGAAGGAGCUGGUGAAGAAAGCAGAUGCAGGUGAGGAAGGUUUGAAACUGUCACCAUGGUUCAGAUUGGUGGUGGACAAUUUCUUGAUGAAGUGGUGGGAUCAUGUUGAGAAAGGAACUUUGGUUGAAGCUAUAGACAUGAAAACCAUCCACAAACUCUGAACAUCUUUUUUUAAAGUUUUUAAAUCAAUCAACUUUCUCUUCAUCAUUUUUAUCUUUUCGAUGAUAAUAAUUUGGGAUAUGUGAGACACUUACAAAACUUCCAAGCACCUCAGGCAAUAAUAAAGUUUUCGUUUUUAUCUUAAUUAAUGAAUGAAUGUCACAAAGUUUGUGAGAUGU